Messenger RNA from Saccostrea echinata, 3718 nucleotides. RefSeq names its product protein arginine N-methyltransferase 9-like. NCBI's taxonomy places the organism in Eukaryota, Metazoa, Mollusca, Bivalvia, Ostreida, Ostreidae. Gene Ontology annotation, molecular function: protein-arginine omega-N monomethyltransferase activity; protein binding. Gene Ontology annotation, biological process: peptidyl-arginine methylation. The coding region runs from base 8 to 2335 and encodes 775 amino acids. The transcript is spliced from 10 exons. The record is from RefSeq and is a predicted model, not a curated record.
AACAAAAAUGAGCACAAGGACAUCAAAAAUCGCAAAUAUUUCCCUGAAAAACGCAAAAUCUUGUUGCAAUAAUGGUAAUUUUGGAAGAUCAUUUGCUCAUUAUUUAUUAUAUUUGAAAUUAGCACCAGAAAAGACGGAUGAUGUAUUGAUAGAUUUCGUGUUUGUGAUGAGAAAUUGGACUGAACAACUCGAAAGAGAAAAUAGGAUAGAAGAUCUCUUCCGUUGCUACGAACAAGCGUGUGAAAUUAUACCAGACUGUGAAGUCGUACUGAAUAAUAUUGGUGCUCAACUAUUUCGCAUUGGAUACUUAGAAGAGGCAGCUGCCUAUGUUCGCAAGUCCCUGGAGAUAAAUCCCGAUUACUCAGCAGCUAGAGAAAAUUUGGACAACAUUUGCUGCCAUCUUGUUGAGCGCUGGCAUUUCAGGAUGUUGAAUGAUGUUAAAAGAAAUACUGCCUACCUGUCUGCAAUUCAAACAGUUUCAAAACUUGGUCACACUAGCAUUUUAGACAUGGGAGCUGGAACUGGGAUAUUAAGCAUGUUUGCUAGAGAAGCCAAAUUUAAGAACAUCUAUGCAUGUGAACAAUCGAGAACAAUGUGUGACUUGAUUGGGAAAAUUCUUGCUGCAAAUAAAUGUGAGGAUGAGGUCACACUAAUUGGCAAAAAUUCCACGGAGCUAAUUCUAGGCAUGGACUUUCCAGAAAGAUUAGACUUGCUUGUAACUGAAACUUUUGAUGCUGCAUUAUUUGGAGAGCAUGUGAUUCCAUCCCUUAUCCAUGCUUGGGAUAACAUACUUAAUCAGGAAUCUGGCAAAGUGAUACCAGAGAGAGCAACUGUUUAUGUGUGUGCAAUAGAGUGUGAAAAACUAAGGCUUCAGAACAGGUUUUUGUAUCCUGGGCUACAGAAUCUAGAUUUCAACAACAUCCACAUUAUAUGUAACACAUCGCAUUCCCAGGAUGAACCUUAUUCAACAGAAAACCUUCACAACAUGAGCGGACAUUUCAAGUUCCUGUCUGACCCUACCAAACUGUCAGUCAUUGAUUUCAAUGAUGUACAGAUGCUGAAAACACUCCAGGAGGGAGUUAACUUUGAGGUGAAAAUUUCCAUCAAAUCCCCAGGCAAGCUUGAUGCCUUGGCUGUUUGGUUUGAUCUUCAUCUGUUUCAAGACAUCUCCAUAACAACCAGUCCAUCUGUCCCAAACUGCUGGGAACAAGCAAUUUUUCCUGUAAUACCCUCCAAAUCACCAAAUUCAAAUACAGAUGAAAAGGGGAGUAUUAAUCAGAAAGAAGGAGACAGGAUCAUCUCAGUCUUCAGCCUCAACCAGAAUCAUCUGCAUCUCAAAUCAUGGCAGAAGAGAGAAAUUGCCAACAGUCCAGCAACCGAGGAAAAUAAAUGCCAAAACUGCAGCAGAGAAGAAAAGGUGUUCUACAUGGACAGAUAUGAACUUUACAGAUUAAAUAAUCUGCAUUUGAACAGAAUGUUAUGUAAAGCUUUGGCUCAAAUUAAAACUCAGUGCACUGAAAGAAAUUUGACUCUUUUGGACUUCUCUUCCACAUUUUCUCCCAUCAGCCUUCAGAUGGGUCGUCAUGGUUACCAAUCUGGAACAGUAGUUAUGAAGUCUGAAUUUCAUGAAUUGUAUCAGACUCUUUUGAAUACAAAUGAGUUGACAGAUUUGAAUUAUGAUGUUUUGGAUGUGAGUGAAUGGCCAGACUUAACAAGAAAACAUGACAUUAUUCUUUGUGAUCCUGUAGAACUGUGUGGAGCAUUAAGGCAGCAGAUUUUUGAAGAUUUGGACUUACUGAAAUUGACUUGUUUAGAAGCAGAUGGACAAAUUGUUCCAGGGAUCAUUAGAAUCAAUGCCAUGUGUAUAGAGUCAGAAAGCUUGUUGUCAGAUAGUGCUGUACUUGGAGAUGAUGUAACCUUAGGACUUCGCAUUGCUGAAUUUAUCAAUGGGUAUCAGGCAGCCACACACCUGGAUGUUGAUUUACUUCACCUGGAUCAUGUCCGGCUCACAGGUCCAUUUCAACUUUUCCAAAUUGACUUGAAUGAAAAGUGUACAGAUAAGCCCUCAUCUUUUCUGGACUUAAAAACAAGCAUCAGUGUAACAGCUUCAGAUACAGGUCAUGUGACUGCGGUUAUUUACUGGUUUGAAUUUGAACUUUGUGAAGGAAUAACUCUGUCAACUUUAGAGUCAGUGUUGCCAUGGAAUCAAGCAGCUGUGAUGAUGAAAUCAUGUGACCUUGACCUUGUUUGUGGUCAACAGGUGAAAGUUCAUGCAACAUUGAAAAACAGUUGUAUAGGAAUAACAAUUGAUGAUGAAUUCAUGGAGGGGAGUUAGCAAAUUGUUACUAUAUUCAAUUUUAAAUCUAAAUACUGUAUACAAGGAAAUUUUUGCCCCCCCCCCUUUUGUUUUGGCCCUCAAUGCAAGAGGCUUAUUUAAAACAAGGCAAAUUCAAAGAAGAGAGACUUAUUUCUUUAAAUCAACUUUGUCUGGGGCAAAUUUUAAGAUGGGGCAAAAUCAUUUGCAAGUUAAAGAGGGUUGAAAUAGCCCGUAUACAGUAGUAUUUUUUAACAGGUCUGGACGAUUUCCAAAUAUGGAAGUCAAGAACGAUAACUGAAAGUUGCUAUAAAUAUACAUCAUAUACACGUAAAUAUUUUUCUGCCCAAUCAGACAACAGCAUUUUUUCACACCCCAAAACAUAUUUCAGAGGAACAAUAGGAGAACAUGUGCUUUUGUUUUUUUCCUCAAAAAGAUUUUUUUGGCAAAAAAUCAUUAGAAGUAGGAUGAAAAGUUCGGAAGAAUAAGGUAUUCCCCACAUAUUUACCGUGAACAAACUUGACAUUUUCAUCUCGGAAAAGAAAAAAAAUAAUGCAUGUAACUAUGCGAUCGUUUAUGGAGGAAUAGAUCACAUCGUCAAGCUAUUAUCAAGCACAGUUAUAACAUUACCAGAACAUACUCUGUGCUGGUAUAUAUAAUUUUGCUUAGCCGUCCGAUUUUCAUCGAUAACGCAAGGUUUCCAUACGUAUAGAUCUACUGCACACAAGUAUUUAUCGUAUAGACUACAUGUAGUUUUAAAAUAACACGGGUUUCAUGAGCGCCGAAUACCAUGUUAUAUACACUUUAAAUGGACAAAAGGAAAGGUGAAAAACAUGGAGAAAAGGGAACGUACAUGGAUUCUUUUUAUCACCAUAUAUAUGCAAAUCUUACCUCGCAUUCCAGAAACUGCAUGGACGAUUUUGUAAUAAGCACUCAUGAAACAAUUAAGACUGUUAUAUUCCAAUACGUAAACAUUUUCAUGUUAGGCUCUAAAAACUGAAAAUCUGUCGUAUAUAUAGCGAAUCUCUUAAUACAAGUUAAACUUUUGGGGUUGCUACCUCGUAGUGACAGAUUUUAAUCCCACUUAGAAUUUAUUCUAAGCUUUCAAGUCGUGUUUGUUCACGGUAGAAUUGUCAUAUAUACUAUAUCAUUCUUAAAUGUGCAUAAAUUUUACAAAAAGUUUGUUCUAAAAAAAUUUUUUGAUCAAAAAACUCUAAAACCACGUGUUUUAUUUAUUUUCUCAUCGGUAUGUCUAAAUGCCGUUAUUUGAUUGGUCAGAAGGAUUAGCACCUUGUUCAUUCUGUGUAUUUAUAGCAAUUCAUGGUUAUCGUUCUUGACUUCCAUAUUUGGAAAUCGUCCAGACCUGUUUAAUGAAUUGAAUUUAAAUAAACAUGAAUUAAAUUC